CAAAUGGAAGUCCCCAUUGGAUCCCUAGCAAAGCUCUGGAGCUUCAUCUCUUUCCUACCUUUCUUUUCCCUUCUCCUCCUCCUUGGCAUCCUCAAAGCUGUGGUUAUUGGUCCAAUUGUAGCUGCCAUAAUUUUCAUUGGAAACUCUGCUGUGAUCAUUGGUCUUUGGCCUGCUCAUUUAUUAUGGACCUACUACUGUGUCAUCAAAACCAGGAGAUUUGGACUUACUCUGAAGAUGCUAGUGCUGGUAGUUUUGCCAGUUCCAUUGGUUUUAUGGCCUGUUCUUGGUGUUCUAGGCAGUCUUGCGCUUGGUAUAGGAUACGGAUAUUUCACUCCUCUAAUUGCAACAUUUGAGGCUGUUGGCGAACAUGUAGCGGACAAGCUCUAUCACUGUUUCAUUGAUGGAUGCUGGAGCUCCAUCAGAGGAGGCUGUACAGUGGUCAGCGACUUCUUGGAUGUCUGCUUCCACUCCUAUUUCUCGUAUAUGGAUGACCUGAGUGAAAACAUAGAAGAUGAUGAGAAGCCUUUGGACGUUGAGUUGACGAAGAUACCUGGUUGUGUACUUGUUUGCCUCCUCGCAUUGCCAAUUGAUGUGCCUGUGAUAAGUACUUUAGCAGUUUUCAAGAGCCCUUAUAUGUUGUUGAAAGGAUGGCAAAGGCUAUUUCAUGAUUUGAUUGGAAGGGAAGGACCUUUCCUUGAGACGGUUUGUGUGCCAUUUGCUGGUCUUGCUAUCAUUUUAUGGCCAAUUGCGGUGACUGGAGCUGUCGUCACUGCAUUUAUCUGCAGCUUCUUUCUUGGAUUCUAUGGAGGAAUUAUUGCUUACCAGGAAGAUUCACUAAAAAUGGGACUUGCAUAUAUUGUAUCUGUGAUUUCUUUGUUCGAUGAGUACACUAAUGACUUACUGUACUUGAGGGAGGGCUCUUGUUUUCCAAGGCUGAAUUAUCGGAAGCACCAAAAUCAUUCUGCCACACCUGAAACUGAAAGAAAAAAACUGGGUGAACAAUAUAAGGUUGAGAAUGAUAACUUGAGAUUAAAUGUCAAUAGAACAAAGUUGGCUCCUCAGCAAUCAAAGACACUGAAGAAGGCCAUUCAACAGCUGGAACCGAUUCAAAUAUGGGAUUGGCUCUUCAGAUCUUGUGAGCUAAAUGGAAGGAUACUGAUGAGUGAAGGCUUAAUCCGUUUGGCAGACAUCGAGGAAUGUAUCAUCAAAGGAAGGUGUAAGAAAUUAAGCAUAAGAUUACCUGCAUGGUGCAUUCUACAUUGUCUUCUUCAAUCAGCAAAGUCUGACUCACAUGGUUUACUAAUAUCAGAUGGAGUGGAGCUAACAGACUUCAACUGGCCAAAAGAUAAAGUACUCGAAUGGUUGCUUGGACCACUAAUUAUAAUGAAAGAGCAAAUUAAACAACUCGCGUUGGAAGAAAAUGAGGAAAAUUAUUUGAGGAAGCUGAUCAUGGCAUAUAACAAUGAUAAGCUGGAGGACUGGGAUGAAAGCGGUUUUCCAUCAGACGAUAAUGUCAGAAGAGCUCAAUUACAAGCUAUAUUAAGAAGGUUGCAAGGAAUUGUUGCAUCGAUGACUCGAAUCCCUGGCUUUCGCCGAAGAUUCAACAACUUGAUCAAGGCUUUUUAUCUGGAUUCGGUAAAUGCCGGUUCUUCGAAUCAAACAGGAACAAAACUUAAAUCCAGAAAGAGCAAAGACGACGAUAAUAACAAAAGGAAAGCGAGAUCAAACUCACUUGAUAUUUCAAGUAGCAACAGAGAAAUUGUAUAAUUAGAGUUUAUGUUUUUUCAGUAAAUCUCUAAACAAACAGACAGAAUUUAGAGAUGAAAUUAAGCAUGCUUGUUGUGAUGCUCUCUCUUUUAAUGGAUUCCGUAUUUUGAUCCAUGUUUGAAUAGUUUAUGAUGCUUUUCAUUAAGCAAGCAAUGGUUGAAGGUUGUG
Dioscorea cayenensis subsp. rotundata (Guinea yam) is the source of this 1935-nucleotide messenger RNA. RefSeq lists its product as uncharacterized. Lineage: Eukaryota; Viridiplantae; Streptophyta; Magnoliopsida; Dioscoreales; Dioscoreaceae. The coding region runs from base 4 to 1767 and encodes 587 amino acids. The transcript is spliced from 10 exons. The record is from RefSeq and is a predicted model, not a curated record. Gene Ontology annotation, biological process: vegetative to reproductive phase transition of meristem.